Messenger RNA from Aedes albopictus (Asian tiger mosquito), 1628 nucleotides. RefSeq names its product saccharopine dehydrogenase-like oxidoreductase. Bases 299 to 1576 code for a protein of 425 amino acids. The record is from RefSeq and is a predicted model, not a curated record. Gene Ontology annotation, biological process: glycolipid biosynthetic process. Gene Ontology annotation, cellular component: plasma membrane; mitochondrion; lipid droplet. NCBI's taxonomy places the organism in Eukaryota, Metazoa, Arthropoda, Insecta, Diptera, Culicidae. The transcript has 4 exons.
AUGUUCCUUUUUAUUGCACCGGUUUUUUGCCGGUGUGUUCGGAGUUUACUCUGAGUAGAUGGCGAAGCAAAAUAAAAACGCCGAAAAACAAACCUUACAUCAUACAGUGAUAGGUGUACGAGUCAGUGAGACAGACUCAAACUUGCAAUUCAGUGGAAGCAUUAAGCUUUUUUUUUGGUUCAAAGUUAUUUCUGUGAAGCAAAAUACUGUUAGUUUUGUAAACACCUGGAUUUCAUUUAUGAAAUACGCUUAGGUGACUAAUCUUAAUUAGGGAGUGUGUUCAAAAUAGCCCUUUAAAAUGUCCGUGGCACGCAAGCUGGACGUUAUCAUAUUCGGUGCAACCGGGUUCACCGGCAAGUAUACCGUGUUCGAGGGUAUCAAACUGCUGGCGGAUAUGAACUGGGGUGUCGCCGGACGGAAUCGGUCCAAGCUGGAGGAAACCCUCGCGGAAAUGGGCCAGAAAGCUAAUACCGACUUGUCGCACAUUCCGAUAGUUAUGGCCGAUGUUGGUGAUAGGAAAUCUUUGGUCCAAAUGGCCCGGGACUGCAGUGUGGUGGUCAAUUGCUGCGGGCCGUAUCGCCUAUUCGGGGAGCCGGUUAUCCAGGCUUGUCUAGAGGCCGGAACGCACCACGUUGAUGUAAGUGGAGAGCCCCAAUUUUUGGAAGGGAUGCAAUUGAAAUACCAUGAGGAAGCCAAAGCGAAAGGGGUUUAUCUGAUAUCGGCCUGCGGCUUCGAUAGCAUCCCUGCAGAUAUGGGAACCGUAUUUUUGGAACAGCAGUUUGACGGGGUGGUUAACUCGGUCGAAAGCCAUGUUAUGACUAGGAUGAAGGGUCACCGAGAGCUGGGGAGCAUUCACUAUGGAACGUGGGCUUCCGCCGUACAUGCGAUCGCUAAUAUGAAGGAAGUUGGGAAGAUUCGAAGGGAGCUGUUCAAAACAAAGAUGCCGGAGGUUACACCUAAGUUGAAGGAAAGACCUGUGCUUCAUAAAUCGAGCGGAAACAAAUGGUCCUUGCCAUUUAUGGGGGCCGAUCGGUCCUGUGUGCUGAGAACUCAACGAUUCUUGUAUGAAACUGAGGGAAAGAGACCGCUACAAAUGCGAGCUUACAUUUCUUUCGGUGGACUCGUAGAAGUCAUGGCCGUUUCAUUCAUCGGAGCAAUUUUCUGGCUGCUGGUGAAGACCUCCGUUGGCCAGAACUUGCUUCUCAACUAUCCUCGGCUGUUUUCGUUGGGAUUGGUUUCACACGAAGGCCCGUCUGAUAAAGCCAUGAAAAACACAUCCUUCACGAUGUACUUCGAGGGUCGCGGGUGGGAAGAAAAGCUUGCUGAUUCCGGCGAUAGUUAUACGUAUCCUCCAAACAAGGUGAUUCGCACAAAGGUCACUGGAACCAAUCCGGGCUAUGGAGCCACUUGCGUAGCUCUGCUCGUCUCUGCAAAGACAAUUUUGAAAGAGGCAGACAAAAUGCCGGGAAAUGGAGGAUUUCUGACUCCUGGUGCGGCGUUUGGCAAGACCAGUCUGAUUUCAGAGCUGUGCAAAAAUGGAUUCACGUUCGAAGUUAUAUCUAAGGCAAAACUUUAAUCAUUCCAUGAGCAUACCAUCAUUUCAAGCUAAAUUAAAAAAGUAUUUUUUU